GCUGAAGAGAGGUGGUCGCUGACGAGAGGUGGUCGCAACCAGAGGUUCGACUGUAGUAUCUCUAGUUUGAGACUGGGCUCCAAAACAGACCUCAGUACUUUAGUUAAGCAAAUAAAAUCGGACAGAAAAAGUCGCGAUAUUUGCUCGUCUGGAAAGCAGAAGUCAAUAAUGCAAUGCGUCUCGCGAGUAACCGGUUUGUUUAAGGAUUGCUACACGCGCAAUUGGCCGGUGCGGAAAUUCAGAACUCAUGCGGUUUCUUUGGUUAUUCAUUUAUUUAUUUUCAAACGCAACUCGGUAAAGGUAGUGAGCGGGCUGAUGGAUGUGAAAGCAAAAAGAGGUGGAUAAAAAAAGAGACAGGACUGCAGUUCUAUUGGCUAAUGGUGACAUUGUUGUCUUUAUCCCGUUACUCGCUUCGACCGUCGACGGAAACAUCUAUUUGCCAGUGAUUUGCAUAUUGCAAUAAUAAUAUGUUCGUUGGUCGACGUUUCAAGUAAGUUGAAAGUAGAGUCAGUUAGAUGCGACACCGCACUGAACAGCCUAGCCUUAAACUCCCAAAACCAGUACAUCCGAUUUUUGAGCUCUGCAAGAACACUUCGACCUCGACUAUCCCAUGCUUGCGAUUUGCGCGGGAUAAAUAAUUUCCAAGAAACAAAAAUCACGUUUCAGGUAAGCUCUAUUUCAAAGGCUUUAUUUCACCGAAAACAAAAUGAGUAGCUUUAUUCUUGAAUCUAUCUUCUCCUAGUACACUUCAUAGAACGCUCUACUAACAACAAUACACUGCUUCGAAAUUAGGCCAUCUCCGAAAAGAAAAAUCCCUCAAGCUAUAAUUCAAAAAAUGACAGUGAAGAAGCUCGACACAAGCUGUAAUUAUUAUAUUUUACACCGAAUGUAGGUUGCCCGAUUUAAAGAUCAAAGUUACUUGAGCUAUCAAGCGAACGAUUUAAGCCUCAUAAAUCGGGCAUUUCAUUUUCUCAACUUAAUUCUGGCAUAAAAUGGCCAUAAUAUUACAAAUAAACUAGAGAUAUGAUUUGUUCGCACGGGCUUGCCAAGUUUCGGCCGGACACUCGACAAAUGCUAGUUGCUAUGUGAAAAGAUUCGGUGGAUAUAUAUAUCAAUGUAUAGCAUGGUUAAUGUACAGAAUAAUUCUUUAAUUGUUUGGUUUUGACUCUCACAGCCCUGUUUGUUAAUGUUUAGAUCUCAUUUGAUGGGGCAGUAAAUGGCCGAUCCGGUUUUCAAUUAUUCCCUCGCUGAGCAGGCGAGCUAAUACAGGGGCCGCGAAAAAAAAUAAGGACCGAGCGCAACGCGUUCAUAUAAUAUUCGUACGGAAAACUCAUUUUGAAAUUUAAAUUUGGUGACUUUCACCAGUUAACACAAGGAUUACGUAUAAAGACAGCCGUCGAUCAAACACAGCUUUCAGAUUCUGCUUGUUUUACAGUCGGUAAACAGACCAUAGAGUGUAUUUUUUAGCUCAAGUUGUCUGUAUGGGCGAAUUAUGUGCUUCAAAAUGUAUAUUUUAAUUUACGCUGCAAGCUUAGCUCUGUUCGCCUUGUGGGGUAUUUUUGGGAAAGCAGGUGUACAUACAUUGAUGGAAAUUAUCUUCAGACAAGGCGCCUUUUUCGAUUAAAAAAAAUUCAGGCCAACAUUUGACAGAUAGCCUGCGUCCGCACUUAAAUUGGGCCCAACCUUCACGGCAAAUUAAAAUUUCGAACUAGAAGAUAAAAAUCUCUACACGCUAGUAUGGGAUAAGUUAUGUUAUCUCCGCUCUUGGUCUCUUUACGCCGCGAUUCCAAAGAUAUCAUUCGUCUGUAAAAACUGACAGGUGCUGUUCAACCACACGCCGUACACACACACACACCAACUCUUUCUUUAAAACAACUAUUAAAUGAACUUUAUCUCCAUUUCUAACAAAGGGCUAUUUACAGCAAGGAAUUGUCUCUGACAAAGGCAUAUUGCUGUUUGAAAAUUUACUAGUUUAGAAGCCAUCACCCAUGCUGCCUUGGAGGUGUUUGCGCAGAAAAGCCCAAAUUUGCAUUUGAAAAAUGAAUUUUCGUUCGGCCGCUGCGAGUUCUCUUUUUUUGGCAUCGUAUUUUAAUUGAGUUGAGAGGGAUCUCGGUGAUCACAGAAAUAUUUCACGCAAAGCUUAAGAGACAAACAGAAAGUAAAAAAACACAACGAUAUUUUGACGUAGAAAUUCCGGACUUUGUACGCCUUCCGAAGUAAUUUUUCCUGUUUCUUAUGCAGUUAUUGUAAUCUGCAGGAUAGAAGGACGGUCUUAAAUGAAUGAAAUGUUUGUUUUUGUUCCAAGAUAUUACAUUAGCAUAUUUAUCAUUCAAACCGACACAUUAAGCUUUUAGGGUAAUUCAAACCAUUUUUGUUUUCUUCUAAGCACAGCUCUUCUAUUUACAGUCGGCGAAAAUAAUGAGCUCCUCUCGGCCUACAUUGAUUAAUAUAAGUAAAUCUAUAAUAAAAACCUUUUCGAUUUGAUUUACAAAAUUCAUGAUUUUUUCUCUUUCAGUUUGUAUGUACACUUCACGAUAAGAUAUGCAACGGCGGAGAAAAAACUCUCAACGUUCCUUUUGUAUUAACCAGCUUCUUAGCACUUUUUUUCGGCUUAUUUGACUUGCACUUCCUUUCAAUUGCUCUAAUGCCAAUAUCCUAAUCAUGUAAAUUAACCAGCUGGGCCGAGACCACCAAUAAUUUAAGGGGGAGGAGGUAGGCUGGAUAAUGAUAUUUAUCCAAAUUAUUUUAGCUGUAAGUGACGCGGCCCUCAAUCACGUGACCACAAUCAAGUUAAUUCAUUUUCGCAUUCUGAUCCAGGAUCAGCCUGCUUAGGCCCAAACUUAGAUUUACGAAAGUCUACAGAAAUUGAAUGACUUGAGAUUCGUCUGAACACAACAUAUUACAACUACUCGAUCAGCGUACAUAGUCGAAAAUCUAAUUUUCAGUCCACAUCAGUGUCAAGCUAGUCAAAGACUUCUAGGUCAAGAUUGUACGGUAUCUACGAAGAAACUUGCUUUUCUUUGUUUACAAAGAAUCACGUUCUUUUUAUUCAGACGCUCGAAGUCCUCUGUGAAAUGUAAAUUUUUAAGCCUUGAAAAAUGAAUCCCGUCUUGUCACCUCUUGCGUUGUUCACCUCAUUCUUGAAUCAAUGAUAUCAAACUUGUGAGAAAAUGCGUCCCUGUUUUUCCAUUCAGUCUUUUUACGCCCAGAAUUUCAUUGAGCAGUUUUAAGCUGGUAUGUCAGUAUGAGGCCCAAGACCUACCAAGUUACCAACCAGGUAGCCAUGUUUUCCAAGGUUAUUGAAUAAUAUUUUGUUCAGACCCUAUUUCUUUUCAUUUACGGCUACUGUAGUCAUCUUAUGCAGAGGGUCGCUUUUGUAGCUAAUUGAUAACGAGCGUUUCGCAUUGCAAAGAAUUUAAGUGUAUCAUGACUUAUCAGUUUGUUCACUGCGCCGUGUUCAAGUGUGAGAAAAGUAGCUUUAGUGCUAACUGAAAAAAAAACAAACAGUAGUCACAGGGCUGGUGGCCCAAGCAUUAACUGACUGCUUACGACUUGUGAUCAAUCAACAACAACAACACCUAUAGAUCGUAAAGAAUUUAGUAUGGCAGUUCACCUAUCAAAGUACAGUGAGUGAAUUAAUGAUCCCUAACAACCCUGUUUUGGAAUUUGUGGAGUCUUUUGUUCGUAUAUUGAUCAGUUAUUAAAAAUCUAGACAGCUGUCUAACAAGUAGCCCAGGCUUUCGAGAUACGUUUUUGUCUCCAUAGCCCUCGAUUCCAUUAUUCAGCGGACCUCUGCAUGAGACUCCUUUCUGCAGCCUUACCGUAAUCCGAACUCUGAGUACAAAAACGGGUUCUUUGUAUUGAGAUUUCACAGGAGUUUCACUGGCUCUUACUUUCUUUUUUUGUUCUCAUUCAUACCAACAAAUCUAAUGUGUUUCCUUACUGAGUUGGAAGUUUAGUAACAAAGUCUUUGCUUACUGCUAAAGAAGCAAUCUGCCUUUAUCGUCAAAAGUUUUGAUGGUACAGGAAACUGCGAGACACAAAUCAUUUUCUCAGUUCCGAGUUGUCGUAUUUCGAAAGCUAUUAGGAAAUCAUUUAAUUCGACAUUAAUUGUGAAACAUUAUCUUUAUCUUGAACUAUUAUUUAUAUUUAAGGAAACACAAACAUUGGCGGUCGAGCUACAAUCCACGCAAUGUUUAUUGUAAUCAAAAAUAGUUUUCAUCAACCCGAACUGUUUGUCUCAUUUAGCUGGAGGUUAUUUCUGUUCGUCCUUGUCCACUCGAAGUUACGUUGCGCUAGCGCUGCGUUGUUUCAAAAUUGCGAAUUUGUCUUCGUUGUACCGUAAAGCAGUAAACUUGUCACAAAGUAGUUCAAAAUCAGUAAAAUUAUUUAUUACUACUUUGGGACAAAACAUUGAAAAGAAAAAGCCGUUUUGAAGUAAGUGAUAUUUGAUUUAGUACCUUAAAUGAAAGCUUUUUGCAUCCAUAAUCAAAAUAGCUUUCCUAAUUGGAAAUUGCUAAAGGUUAUUUAUGCCAAUUUCGUUUUGAAAGAAAAAAAUAGCAUAUCCAUGACAGAAAACGAAAAGAUAAAGUGAAAGAGUUAACGAAGAUAUAUCGAAAUUUGUGAUAAGAAAUUUACUUUUUUGUGUUUUUGAGAUAAACUGGAAAAAAAUCAACAUUAGCAGAACAAGAAUUUUUUCCAGUUGUAGGCAGAAUUGUUCUAGGCAAUUCAAGAUGACUUGCAUAAUUUUUCUGACAGCCAUGUUAAUUGCGUCAGUGGAUAUCCGGCCCUUUCCUUUUCAAAUGAUUUUUCUUUUACUGACAAAAAGCUAUGAUUGGGCAGAAUGCGGAGCGCAAUGAAAUGCUCUGUCGAGGCGGGCGCUGGUAAAUAAACAUGCCUGAAUAAUACGAGUGCAUUCUGUCUCCUAAGACAAACAUGUCUUGUAAGUUUCUUGAUAUAAUCACGUCACUUUUGUCCAUAUUAAGUACAUACUUUCGUUUUUGCAUAUUAAACAGUUCGAGGCAGCGAGAUCGGGGCGACUAAACGUUGCGCCCACCAAAUCCGCUUGAGUUCUUGCUCGAUUCAAGGAAACGCCGUUUGCCACAUCGUAAGAUCGCACCCGCUACAAAUGUAUACAUUUCCAGAUGUUUUGAAGUACUUCCAGACUACUCUGCAUAACGUUGCUGAAAGCCGCUGUGAAUGAAAAUCCUGGGGUCCACUGUGCCUCAUUUCUGCUACAAAGAACUGUGGCUAGAGAGCGUCAUUUUAUUGGCCGGUUUUUGCCUCAGCAUGUGCCUGCCUGCGAUGUUGCUUGUAUUCAUUGUUGUCGUUACUUUACUGUACGUGCGGUACCUCCAGAACCAGCAGGAAUUCAAACCAUGUUUGUACUACAAGAAGUCGCGCAUAAGCGUCGUUAUAAAAAAAGGUUGCAAGCGACUGAAUGAAGACUUCAGGCCAACAUUUUGGGCGAGGAAUAGCCAUAUUCAGACACUUCUGCCCUGGAUCUGUUCCUGGUGGCAGGAAGAGCUGGAAUUUAAUCGCGAAUAUUUACAAAUGGCGGACAAAGGAGUGGUUGCCUUGGACUGGCUGGCGGUGGAUGACAAAACGCUGACGAAAAUGAGUCCAGUUAUGUUACUUAUACCCGACUUAACCGGCGCGGCUACAGAUAUGGCAGCCGCCUGCACAGAGGUUUUGGCGCGAAACUUUCGUCCGGUGGUUUUCAAUCGGCGCGGCCAUGGCGGGACAUCUUUAUCAACUUACCGUUUGCAAAGUUUUGGAGAUGCGCGUGACUUAGACGAGGCUGUGCAAUUCAUCCGCCACAUGUAUCCAUAUUCGGAAAUAUUUGCCAUCGGAUUUUCUACCGGCUCAGGGCUGCUACUGUCCUAUUUGGGAGAAACUGGUGCGGCAACACAAAUUAAUGCUGCAGUUUGUAUCUCGCCCUGUUACGAUGCUGAAGGGCUGUUUACCUCUAAAAGUGCACCCGAGCCCUACAACUGGCUUUGGACGUUAAAACUUAAAUCUAUCUUGCGACAGCACCCGUGCUUAGGAAACGUGAUCAAUUACAAUCUUGCACUCCAAAGCUCGAACAUUAAAGAACUGGAUGAACGCGUUUUCGUGAAACUAAAUCAGUAUAAUUCCUUGGAAGAGUAUUGGAGAUACAAUGAUCCAAUGCGCAACGUCACAAAUAUUACCAUUCCUGUACUCUGUGUGAGCGCGCUGGAUGAUCCCAUAUGCACUAAAGAUACGAUCCCCUUUAGCCUUUUUAAAACCUCGUCCAACCUCUUUUUGGUAACUACAGACAAAGGAGGUCAUUGUGGAUUUUUAGAGAAUGGUAUUCCGUCCUCUUGGGCGAACAAACUCGCCUGUGAUUACCUGGAGACAGUGUUUCAUCAAGGGGUACCGAAACAGCCCGAGGAAAACCACAUCAGUUUCUUUCCUGAAUUUAAUGGUACAAGAAAUCGAAGUUACACAACGUAGCAAGCGAUAUAUUUGACGCUGUUAUUAACUGAUGUAGCCAGAGCUACGUGCGGUUCAUCUCAAAACAUUUUUGUUGGGCACGCAGAAAUAAAUAAAAAACGAUUUCGUUUCAAUAAACGGAGAGAUUAUAGAGUUUUGAACCUGAAUUAACUUUUAAUUUAUAUGCCAAUCGCCAGGCUGACUACUGCAGACUUCAUUCUGUAGUCAUUUAAGAUAUCUAAUUGAAAUCCCGAUAAUAAAACUACAAAAUAUUUAAAGGUGUGUUCACUCAUAUUUCAAGGUAUCACCACUUUUUUGUCCGCCCGCCAUGUUUUAUAUUCCUCUUUACAGUGGGAGCGCAUUAUUUGCAAGUUAUAUUGAUAUUCAAAUGACUUCGCAUAAGCCUUGUUUACUUUUUACAAGAGUAAUUAAUAGACUUACGGCAGAAAACAGUGAUCCCAAAGAGGUUUAGCGUGACUUAAAUGGUAAAAGACAAUUAUCCCUCCACUCACCAAUCUAGCUGGCUGAAACACUUAUUCAAGGUAAGCUCCACUACAAGGAGCCCCCGGGAUGGCAUUGCAAUGGAAACUGGUGUGUUUGUGGAUGGAUUACGUUUUGUUUGCGCUCCAAGAGACGAGAUUCUUGACUGAAAGAGAGCGUUGACAAAGCUUUUGACGGAUCAAAUCACUGCUUUAAUCAACUUCCCUCAAACUGAGUCUUUUGCGAAUUGUCCUUUUGACAAACCCAUUGUUUAACUGAAAAUAGCAGUUCUCCAUACUUUACCAUACACUUCUUGCAGCGCUUGGUUUGAGAAUGUGUGGAUGAAUCAGGAUAAUAUCCUCAAGAUUGUGUUAAUGCUCGACAGUAGGUUGUUACUGAAAGUCGGCCCGAUCUUUAUAUCGCUAUUCUAUAUGGGAAGUCUUAAAAGAGGUUAAAAUUAGUUCUCCAAUAACACAUAUAUGUCAACGCAAAGUUAAAAGCUGAUGGUUCAAGUGUUAGCGAGUCCUUGUCGCAGCCAAUAAAAUGUGUGUGUAAACGGAGGUUCGACCCAUAAAUCAAUGGAAUCAAAAAUGAAUGUGAAGAGGGUAUUUAUUGUUUUAUUUUGUACUAAAUUUGACGAUGCUAGGAACGGAUAGCCGUUACAUGUAUUUGAAUUUUAGCCUCGUUUGGGGACGUUACUCUAUGGUCGAGCGCGGCACGCGUGGAGUUGUGGGACUGAUGUUGAUAAGAAAGGAGACGCCUGUCAGUCGUACACCUUGUUCCGUUUCUUGUCGAAAGGCAUUAUUGCCUAUGUGUGGAUGUCAUUUGCCAAGGAAUAGGCCAUUUCCGAGUUGCGUUUUGCCUCUCUGUGUCAACACGAGUAAACCAUUCAUAAGGACGAAAAUGUGUUCCCCUAAGGAUCAUUUUCAUGCAAAUCAAACUCAUAUGAAAGGUUUUGCUCGGGGACUUCUUUUGAAACAGACGUACAAGGUAACUCGAAAAUGGCCUAAUAUUGUUAAGAGACAACUUCAACAUGUUCUCGUUUGUACUCAAGCACGCGACGCGCCGGUACGAAAAUAAAUUUUGCAAUAUUUGUCAUAAAUUGUAUUAACAGUUGUCGCGUGCAUUUUAAAAUUGUUUGUCGUAUUUUGCAAUAACGAAGCUUUAAUAAUUAAGAAAUAAAAAACAUGUACCGUG
Messenger RNA from Orbicella faveolata, 8133 nucleotides. RefSeq names its product protein ABHD15-like. The record is from RefSeq and is a predicted model, not a curated record. NCBI's taxonomy places the organism in Eukaryota, Metazoa, Cnidaria, Anthozoa, Scleractinia, Merulinidae. Gene Ontology annotation, molecular function: monoacylglycerol lipase activity; short-chain carboxylesterase activity. Gene Ontology annotation, biological process: lipid metabolic process.